UACACUUAAAUAUGUUCUUUGAGCUGUAAAUUGGCUCUUGAGCUGUAAACUAGCUCAGCAUUUUAUGGCUUGAAAAUGGCUCAACACGCCAUCUACGGGGGUAGAUUUGACCCAUUGGUACAUACCUACUUUAUGAUAUACCUACAUUCGAAUGGGGUAAAGUCUCAGCCCCUCGCCCACCUUUUAGCAUUCUUCAAAACUAAUCUACACUUUAAUUUAUUGCACGAAGGCUAGGCACGUUUAUUUAUAGAGCACAAUUCAUACACAAUGGCAAUUAGAAGUGCUCUACAAAUGAGCAGAUAAAAAAGAACAUCGAGAAAUAGUAGAUUGAAACGUUACAAAGGACUUUGACCAAACGCUUCUCCUUUUUAUGGUAGUUAGUCACAUGGUUUUAAUGUGCAAAUGGAAGUCCGAUCCCUUAUCAUGCAUGAGUGAGCAAAGGUCCAAGGUUGGGCCAGUGGAGACCAUCCAAAACAAAGAGCUGUGUGUGGAAAUCCUAUGCUCUGAACACUAUGCUGAAAUGGAACUUGGUGAGAUUUUACAAAAAAAAUACUUUACUCUACUCUAAUACUCUACAUUUAUUAUCAGCUGUGAAUGAAUUAAUGCAUUUACGUACAUGGAGAAUUGAGAAUGAAUUACCAUAUGUGAAAGUAGGACCAAGAAUUUCCGUGUGACGUUUGAUUUGAGGUAACGUUGACACAAUCGGUGUAGAUAAUUAACUAUUUCUGUUAGAAACAGCAGGAAUGGCGCAUGGGAGCACUCAUUUCAUAACCACGGACGAAAAUACUUCUUUUGUCCGUUAGUGGGAAAUGGUAACAAAAUGCAGAACGUUUAUGUCAAGACAACACAGAAAAACAGAAGAUAGCAAACAAAAAAACCUCAACCACUCCAAGCUCACUUUGAGGAACUGAGAAAUGAUGACAUUUCCACCCAAUGCAAUAAUGAGGAACAGCAUGUGAAACUCAUGAGUACCUUUAGAAGCACUUUUAAAAGAGGAAUACACAGAGACUCCAUGUUAACUGGAGAUCUCUACCGAAGAACUCUUCAUGUCAAGCUCAACGGGGUGAUAUUUUGGGAUAGUACAACAUGGAGGCGCAGUGUGGCAGGAACAGAGGUGUGAUCCCGUCACUGAGAUCACCACACCUCACCGGGACUCCCAAGCUAAAGAAUUUCAUCAUUCCCAGAAAGAAGAGAGCUUCUGGAACAGCUGUGCUUGAGCCGUGUGCAAAAGAAAGCAGGGAUUUUACUCUCAUUGAAUCGACCCUAAGUGACUUAAUGUUAGACACGGGAAAGGAGACCUGCAAAUGGGAACAUGCCAAGCUUGUGCACAAUGACGAUCUACUGAGAGAAUUUGCAGAGAAAAGAUCAGAAAUGCGUUCAAGAGGCAGACAUCUACGAGAGACUGAGGAGAGAUUCUGUUUUCUGGUUGCAUCUGAUCAAGAAACAACACAAAUUUACCAGCAUGGCCUGAAGGUUGAGAAAACAAACCAACACUCUCUGGGAAAGCCAUCACAUGGAGUGUAUUUAUUCAGGCAUGUGGAUGUUGCCUUGAAAAAUCCAGAUUGCCAGCCUGCUGCAGGGAAAAACAUGAUCAUUUUCAAGGUGCUCUUUGGAAAAGUUAAAAAAGUAACUCCAAGCUCGGUGGAAACGGGCACACAGGAUCCCACCAUUUCUUUUGACUGUCAUAUGUCCAGAGACACAGUGUCCCCUCGAGACAGUCUGUCACAGCAAAUCCUUGGUUCCUCAGUAUUUCUGUUUGACUACAAUGAGAAUCAGGACCUGACGACGAGGCCACGCCAAUGCUUGCCUUAUGCAGUGAUUCCCAUUGCUUCCGUGAAUUUGCCCACAUCAGCAAGCAUACCAGCUUCACCCACUGAGCUGCCACCCAAAGUCUUGAAGCAUGGUCCAGGAGAGAGUUUGAAGGCUUUCGUCUUGGCAGAACGACGGGGGAAGGGACAAAGUGCCACAGUAAAGUUCAAACAUUUUGGCCCACAAGGACCUCACGUGACUGAACAAAUGCCUCAUGAAGCCGGUGUGGAGAGAAAAACGGACUAUCAAAACACACCGUCGUAUGUUCCAUAUGUCCCUCAGCUUCAGAGUGUGAAUCAUUAUCAGUUUGGGCCUUGGGCUGGUUACACCCCAGCUUUGGAAGACAACAUUCAGUAUGGAAAUACUGAGGUGCCUCCUUCAGCCUUUUUACAUCAAAGCCAAAUUUCUGAUCCCAGAGUUCAGAAUGAAUCUUUUAAAGAGGGAGGAGCAAGGAUCUCCACCAUUGUCUACUCAUCUAAAACAGUGAAGGAUCCACGGUUGUCAGGACGAGAGUUGGGAGACCCAAACAGGACUGCUUCAGCGGUGCAACAGAUUUUGGGUACGACGUCCGAGAGCAAUAGGAUAAAUGCACGAAAAGAUCUUUCAAGUUCACAACUUCAGGCUAAUGGAUGUAGAAGUACUUCAGCUCACACUGGAACAUAUCCCCAAAACUCCCAGCAUGCUUACACUAUUGAAACCUCAGAGGCAGAGCCUUGUGAGUUUUCGGCGACACAUAAAUCAGAGAAAUUGCCUUCAUUAAAGCUGUUUAAGAUGAAAUUUCAGAAAUACUUUCUGUAUUUUCAAAUGAAUGAGGCAGAGAGGAGGAAGCAUGUUUGGUCACGGACAGAUUUGCAAUUGGAUCAGAAAAACCUGUUGCUGGAUAGAAUCCAUUUUUAUGAGCAUUACUAUGAAAAGUACAAAAGAGGAUUACUAUUUUCUCAAGUUCGAAAAACAGACCAAUCACUGUCUAGGGAAAGGACAAAUGAGAGAAGUGUUUACCCAACUGGAACCGACAGUACAAGUAAACACAAUGAUGAAAAAACAAAACAAAUGUGUACUCAGCUGAGAAAACCAGAACAAUCUGAAUCAAAUUCAACUCAUGCACAAGGUCAGUUUGAAACCAGUCGGAGCACACCUGAUUGCCUUACAUCAGAACAAAUCAAACAUGUCAGACCUGAACCCACUGCCUUACAUCUGAUUGAGCUGGAACAUGAUGUCCUUCCAAAUGGGCACACUGUCAAUGAGGAACAGACAGUCGAUGGCUUGAGUUCAAAUCCUCAACAGCCAGCAGGCUUGCUGCAGGUCCCUUGGGUACAUCCAAAACCUGGUGGAGACUUAGAGAGUCCAAUGCAGGUAAACACACAAAGGGAAGAGGUUGGAGAAGUACCACAAGAUCUCCCUGAAUCCUCCAUAGAGGGUUCACAGAUGUCUCUGUCACUCACUGAAACAGAGAGCAUUGAAUGCCUGGCUGAAGAGGAAGUAAAGGAGGUGUCCAUUGGGCAUACUGAGAGAAAGGAGGAGGACCCAAGUGAAGACAUUACCUUUGAGAAGGAGGGGGAAUUUCUGGAUGUCGGUAUGUAUGAGGAGGUCUGUUCUAUGAAUGAAUCGGAAAUCUUUAUGGCAACCACGUCGUCACCAAGGAGCCAAGGAGGACAAAUAGACCUGAAGAUAACUGACUCAGAUGGAGCAUGGAAGGAAGAGGAAACAUUAAAGAAUUUCAAAAACAGUGAAAAAUCUGAGAAUUGUCGUAAGCUAAAGACAGAUGUUUCAGAGGUCAGUGCUAAUGCAAUAUACAGUUUGUUGUAUGAAAGACUACAGUUUAGUCAACUGUUGCCGAAUUCAACUCCAACCCAUUGUAAGCCAUACCUGAAACCCCGAUGCCCAGACCAAACCACUGCCUCUACCAAAGACAACUUUGUAAAUUGGAACAUUCAAGCAGCCUCAACCUACAAUGACUGUGAUGUCCUGCAUGUGAAAAAGAGAGAUUUGGAAAAGCAUGCCAUGCUUGGAAUCACAAUCAAAAGUAACGUCAGAGACCUUAAUGACAUCAGAAAACCAAUGACCCUGUCUAAGAGAUUUUCCCUUUUGUCAUGGCAACCUUUGUCCGGCCUUCUGAAAGAUUCCAUAUUGGCUGAUAGAAAAAAACAAUGUGUCACAGGGUCCAUAUCAAGCAAAACUGAAGAACCCAAUAGUAACUUUAAUGUGAAGUUGGUCAAACUUUUGACGCAAAAAUACAAUGAAUUCCAAUUAAGGACCAGUCGGAGGUGUAGAAAAUUGAGAGAAGUGUCUGAUUUCAAAAGUACCAUUCAUCGCAUUUCACAUAGGAGAUCAAGGAGGCCUACUUCAAAUAGCACACUUAAAAAGGCAUUUAAUCUUAAGAGACGCUAUUUCAAGACAUUACCAAGAGUUGUCAGAAAAACUAAAUUAUCCAGAAGAGUUAUCCAAAACAGAAAAGAGGGUGUUUUAAGCAAAGAACCUUCACAUACAACUGAAACCAGGAAGGAAGCUGAAUUGGAGCAAAGUAACAAGAGUGUAGUAACCGGUAGUGAGGACAGUGCUGUUGAAAUAUCUUACUCACACACUCUCCCUGAAUGUGUGUCUUCAACAGCCCAUAAUGAACCAACAGACCAAAGUCUGAAAAGUGAAGGCCAAAAGAGUGGUAGUAAUCGCAGCAUUGAUAGAAAUGAAUCCGAUCCCAACCCCUCUGUCAUGAACAACACACAAGACUCAAACAAGGAUGUUGAAAUGGAAGGCGUAACAAACCAAGAUAAAGAUGAAGUACUGCAGAAGGUUCAAGAUGUCGUAAAUGAGAGUGGGCGUGUGGAGGAGGUUAAAUGCCAAUACAACAAGACACCGACUAAAAAUGAUAUUUCAACAAAGGACUAUUUGAGUCAUAACCUUAACCCAGGUUCAGGGAUUCAAAAUGAUGGUGUCUUAGAAAACACUAAUAACCAUAGCACAUCUAAUCUCCAUGUGGAAAAGCCUCUGAAUUUACAGACUCAAUUAAAUGCAAAAGAUCAAAAAUCCCUAGUGGACAGCAAUGUGGACAGCAAUUCCAAUCUUUCUCCGGAUGAGCGGAAAAUAAAAUUUGACACAGAUGUCCAGGAAGUCAAACUCAUAAGUAAAUUGCGAAAUUAUCUGACUAAAUUUGAGACUACAGUGAAAUUACAGGAACCACUUGAUGGAAUUUCAUCAGAACCGUCUCAACAGACUUUGAGUACUCCCAGAAAGGAUGAUACAGUACAAAAGUCACUGCUACUUGGAACGCAAAACAGAGAAGUGCUGAAUCCCGAAUGUAGAUAUAGUGUCGCAGAACUAAAAAUUGAUUUACCCAAUCCUGGACCUCCUGGGAGCAGCCUACCGAGCCAAUCAGUGACCUCAACAAGCCAGCAGAACAUUCUGCCAGCAGAUACCAGUGAUCCUGGUCUCUUAGAUGAAACGACACAGUUAUCGAUAACCAGUGGUCCCAAACCUGUUUCACGAUUAAGUCCCGACAGCACAACUACGUUGGGAACUGUCUCGGAGAAAGCCAUCCAGCAUCCUUUGAUUGAACUGAGCAGACCUAAAUUACCACCUGAACCUCAGAAAAUGCAACCAAAAAUCCCUGAUGGUGAUCACCAUAUUCAAAGCACCAACCAGAUUAACGUGCAGUGGGCCAGUGUCAUCAAACCGGCAACACACAACACCAAAACUCACAGUAGACAAAAUGGAGAAGCCCAUCAAGUCAAGGUUAAGAAGCCGGAAGCUGCACAAGGUCCCAAAUUGUAUGCUAAAACAGUGAACACUAUAUCUUUUCAGAGACAUUAUAACACAGAAGACAUUUCAAACAUUCUAAAAGAGGCUGAUUGUGUGGGCGCCAUAGAUGACCUCCUCUCGUUGCUGCACAGGUCGAAAGAUAUGCUCCAGUAUUUCAUUUCAAACUUUGAACGUGAUCAGGGUAUUGCAGUACAGUAUGGAAUUGUUACUCGUGACAUCAUUUUAGAUAGAUACCUACAUCACCCACCAGCUCCCUAUGACCUUAAGUAUGAAGCGUUAAGUUCAUUUUUAGAAUUGCAAAUGAUAGUGGAGGCAAAGCAAUUCAUGGAGAAUAAAAUGAAUUUUCUGACUGCUAAACCAACAUUUAGGAGUUUGCUUUGGUAUGAUCCCUCUCUUUAUGGUGAACUGUUCAAAGGCAGAGUUGGAUAUCAACAACAGUCUUGUGUCUACACCUCAUUCCAGCAAGGACUUGCAAUUGAAGGCUACAGCAAAUUGCAGAAUUACCACCUAGCAGUGACCACACUGAACCAGCAGCUGAAGAUGGUUCCAGCCACCUCGUAUUACUUGUAUCUAAAAAGCAAGAGGGAGAAGCUUGAAAUUGAGGCUGCUCUGCAAAACAUCAAUGACUUUGAGAGCUUUUUUCUCUCAGUCCCAAUUAGUUCUAUGAUCAACUUUGGUGAUAGCCCAGAACACCUGGAGAGGCUUCAGAACCGAGUGAUAUCCUUCGUUGAAACUCCCGCUGCAAAGAUGCCGGGAGCCUUUGAUGUGGGGAAGGCGGAACAUCUCUCCAUCAUCUGCAGAUUUCUCCAGGAGAAGAUGAACUGUGUGAAGACCUGUAAAGUGAUCAGCAGCCCGGUGUCAUGGUUCGGAUUGGAACACCUCCUCUACGAUGCCUCGAAGGUUUUGGUGUCGAGGGACGCGGCGGCACGUAGCUCAUCCCAAGAUAACGCCUUAAAAUUCCAUAGUGUAAACUCAAAUCUUAGUUAUGGAGCCCCAAGUCCUUGGUUGCCUGUGGUGAACACACCCACACAGAUGCCACAGAGCCAUGGUAGAUUGAAGUCUGCUGGGCAGCGAGUGGACACGAAGGGAAACCCCCUGCGUAGGGCAACCACAGAGAGGAAGCAAUAUUUAAAGAAGCGUAAAAGCAUUGGCCCUGUGGAAACGACACCCGUUGCAGUCAAAAGGAGACACAGUUGUCCUGUUAUCGGAGACAAUAAUGAGCAUGCCCCCACAUACAUCCAACCUCAGAUCAACCAAAUCAACCUUGGCCAGUUCCAGCCAGGGCUGCACAGUAAUAACCUGCUGAAGCAGCACGCAGCUCUCUGGAGACGAAGGACACAGGACAACCCUCCUCCUCCCCAACUGAAAUCGCCCGCAACGGUUCCCCCAGGACGACAGUCACACUCGCACAUAAGGGCUUUACUGUUGACAAAACAACAAAAAAAUGUUUCACAUCAGCAACCCUCACCAUCGCAUCCUUUACCAGACAAUCCAGUUGGUAUACCUGCCAUGCAGAAAUUGGUGCCGCCACCAUUAACCACUACAGAGACACCCCUGUAUCUUCCCCAUGUUUUUCCGCCGCCCUAUGAAAGCGUGAUCCAUCACCUGCCAGUGAAGAACACACCCCAAUACUCCGAGGUGUUUAAAGAACCAAAAAACCCGUUCGCCCUCGGCCCAGUUCCCUCGCUGCAGCUUCCUCCCUCUUUACGUACACCUAGACCUGCACUGUCAGCUCUUCACUCCUCAACUCAGUUCACGUCCAGUCCUGAUAAUGCGGCUCAGUUCCCUGAGCACGCACCUUUAAACUAUCCUUUCUUUGUUUUAAAUGGUUGCACAUACACAUCUGCAACUUCUGAUGUGCCUAACAAGGCUGUCCCUAAUGAUUCAAGGCUUAAUCCUCAGGAAAGUUAGAGAAAGACAAGCCAAGUUUUGCAAUGGUAAUUAUUCUUUAGUAGUUCUAGUUCUUUACAAUAACCAUGUAAAUCUAAUGUUAACUAAAAACAGAUCAAUACAUACCUUGAUUUGUAUUGUUUUCUGUUGUUGUUUUUGAGUUUUUUGUACUCUUGAUUUAGUUAAAUCCUUUCCUGGAUAUAUGUUAGAAUUAAGACAUGUAAUGUGUUUGUACAGUGUAGAUGAUCCUUUGUAUAUAGUAUACAUGGAGCACACGGUGAGAUAAGUACACUGAAAAUGGAUCCUGUUUACUGUAACCACAUGCUGUAAAUGCUCAAUGUAUUUAUUUAUUUAUACCCGAGAUGCAAAUGCUAAGUACUAAGUGUUGGAUCUAUUUAAAGUCCCAUUGCUUAAAAUUAAAACAUUCCUCUUUGUA
Clupea harengus (Atlantic herring) is the source of this 7891-nucleotide messenger RNA. RefSeq names its product testis expressed 15, meiosis and synapsis associated (gene tex15). Lineage: Eukaryota; Metazoa; Chordata; Actinopteri; Clupeiformes; Clupeidae. The record is from RefSeq and is a predicted model, not a curated record. Gene Ontology annotation, cellular component: nucleus. Gene Ontology annotation, biological process: regulation of double-strand break repair via homologous recombination; synaptonemal complex assembly; homologous chromosome pairing at meiosis.